Bactrocera dorsalis (oriental fruit fly) is the source of this 3183-nucleotide messenger RNA. RefSeq names its product CUE domain-containing protein 2. Bases 499 to 1404 code for a protein of 301 amino acids. NCBI's taxonomy places the organism in Eukaryota, Metazoa, Arthropoda, Insecta, Diptera, Tephritidae. The transcript has 4 exons. The record is from RefSeq and is a predicted model, not a curated record.
CACGGUUUGACAAUUUUAUUAUCGAUUGUGUUUGGUCGUUUAAAGUGCAUAGAAAACGAAGUUAAUUCAUAAAAUUAUCCGGAAGCAGUUAUAGAUAUAUUUAAACAAGCUUUUUUGUUUUUCUUGUGCAUUUGGGUUAAUUUUGAUAUAAAGUUAAAACCUAAGUACUGAAGUUGAAUUAUAAUUACAAAAAAAGUGGACUAAACAGCGGCGAUAAUUUAGAAUGGUGAGAAUAUCCAAGCAAGGUAUACCAGCGGAAAGGCAAAGAGACCAAAAACGCAUAUAAAAAAAACACAAAAAAGCAAAAAGGAAAGGGACUUUUCAGGCGUCGUCGUCGUCGUUUUCUUGGUAUACAGAUUUGUAUUGCAAGCGGUAUAAAACUCUGAAUACAUUACAAACAUUUUGGAUUUGAAAAUUUUUAUUACACUGAUACAUAUAAUACAGAAGUAAAUUAAAUUGUGCACAAGCUUUCCCACAAUCUAAAUUAAAAAUUUCACAAUGACCAACAUGGAGAAGCAACAUGAAAUGGUAAAACGCAGUCUGGUGCAAUUCAUUAGUGCCCACAUUCCAGGUGCAGAUUUUAGUGUAGUGGACGAAAUAGUUUUGCAGUAUAUUAUUUCCAUUUUGGAGGAAGCUUCACAAGAUCCAUGUUUCGAUGUUGAGGAUUUCGUUGAAAUGAUGGGCGCUUAUUUUGCCGAGUUUUCCUCAAUUGACCAGGGUAUUAUUUGCGAAUGGAUAUAUAAAUUGGCAAAUGAAUUGAACGAAAUGGAAAAGAAUCAAGGAAAUCAAAGUUCUACAAAUUUAUCUUUGAAUUCUUUGAGUCUUUCUGAUAUUAUACCCGAAUCAAAGUUACGUGCACGUAAUGCUUCCAUUUCUGAAAAGGACGAACACGCCAUAAAUGGCAGCUGCGCAGGUGGGGCCGGGCCCAAGCGCGCACAGCAUUUAUCAGAAACUAGUGAUGGUGGUUCUACUGAUAGCUCAACUUGCGAUUAUUAUUUGGAUGAAGCCGAGGUUUUGCAAGAAAUGUUUCCAGACACAGCCUAUGUAGAGGUAAAACAUUGCAUUGCCAUAGCUAAAGGGGAUAUUGACAGCGCAACUCAAAUUCUAUUGCACCGCCAAGAGACUGGCCAAAGUUUGACCGACAAAUCCAUUACAAUUACUGGACGUAAAAAUAUUGUUGUAGAUGACGCCGAACUAAAAAAUCGUAUUAUUGAGAGAUACUCAUAUGUUGAUAAAAAUGCCACUCAGCGUGAAUAUAAGCCAAUGGUACCGAAAUUCGAACCAAAGAAAUUGGUUCGCUAUAGAGAUAACAAGAUUGUUUCAUUGAAAGGCGAACGUUAUACUGAAGUUAAGCGCGACGAGGAAGCUGAGUUAAAAAAACCCAAAAAGCAACUUCAACCGUAACUAAAGUUGUUGAAAUCCUGCUAUAAGUAUUUUAUAAAAAAGUUAAAACUGCUAAAACAACAACAAAAGCAACCACUUGACGAAUAUAACAAGCAACCGCUUCGACAUUUAAAUCACCAUUUGAUAUUAAAAAAUUUGAAACAAAUUAUCACUACUAUAUCACUGAUAAUUGCACAUAAAAACGAACACACACUACCAAUAACACUCAAACAACUGCAUACGCUAAAAGGAACUAAACUAUUGGUUGAAAUACUUGAAAUCUCAACGACGAUUCAUGAAAACCAACAAGUUACAAAUUUUGCUAUUACAGCAACAAUUCUAAUAUUGAAGUUAUUAAUCUCCAAAAGUACAUUGCUCCCUAAGCGAUUUGCAAUUUUCAAAGCGCUCGAAUACCAAUGUAAAACUAACUCCAAUUCCGUAUUCCCAAGCGCUUAUAAUACGACAGCGAAGUGCAUUUCUAAUUUAGACUCUAGAUGUGAAACUUUUGUGAUUUCCAAUACUAGGAUAAUUGAAUAUUUAUUGUACACUAAAUCUCACGGCCAUACGAAUUUUGUGUACCGCUGCAGCUAUUUAUCCAAUAUUUUACAGCGUAAAAGUCAAAAUAGUUUUAUUAUAUUUAUUUGUAAUAUUACGUUUAUUUUUUAUUUAAUUUUUAUUUUAUUUAUUGAAUUAGCGUGGAACGCUUUACAAAUAUCCUAUAAUUAUUUAGUAAUAUUUAUUGUUUUUGGAAAGCUACAACAAGAACAUAAAAUUAGUGGUAAUUUAAAAUUUUUAUGAGUUAAUAUUUUGUUUCGAGAAAUAAGUUGAUUUUACAACUGUCGAUAUUUGCUACUACUAUUUAAUAGGAAAUUAUGACAGCGUCGGUACGCUGAUGGUUUUGCAUGGAGCUAGCAUUGUGAUAAAUGCUUAAGCGAAAAAGAGCAAACCAUCCGCAACAAAACUAUAUGUAUGUAUAUGUAAAGCUCGAGUCUGCUAAAUGAAAUUUGAAUUUAUUUCAUACCUGCGGUGCCUAAGUUCAAUUAAAUUCCGGCUCUUACGUGCAAUAGCGUGCUACUAGUGUGUAUAUGUUACAAAAUAUAUGAUUUAAUUAACAAUGGUAAAAAAAAUAAAUAAAUUAUAACAUAUAUUUAUUAACAAUUUAUUGUUAGCAGUUCAUGAAUUUCGAAUUAACUUUUCGCUAGCUAUUGUCUGAAGCCUACAGUUAAUUUCUUUUGCACUAAUCGGUUGAAGCAGCACUUACAUACAUAUGUAGAUAGAAAAUACGACCGAUAGACAUGUCUUAAAGACGCACGAGCUCAAAUAGACUUAUGAAUUUACCUAUAGCUAUGUUUAUAAUGCAAAUAUAGUAAUUUUUCAAGAUGAUGUUUUAUACUGUAUUUUAAUGUGUAAUUGAAUUGAAUGAUCGAAGUGUUAACAAAAUAUGGAUGAAAGUGCGAAGUGCGAAAAGAGUUAAAAUACGAACGAUUUUGAAAAAGACAUGCCAUACAUAUACAUUAAUUAACAUUCGUAAAUCUACGCUUAAACUCGUUUUUUUUUUUUGAUUUAUUUUAUUGUUAUUUUAUUCUAUGUUAUUGCAAUAGAAUUUUAACUUUUCAUUUUGAAGUUAUUACUUUUUGAAAGGCGCAUGCUAAAUAACACACAAAAAGCGUUAUUAUUUAAGCUAACUCAGUUGACAUUUUCAAAAUUGUUGAAAAUUGGAAAUGUCACACAGAGCCUUUCUGAAUUCUAACCUCUAUAUGUAAUUGAACUGAAUUGUUUGAUUUGCACUUAUUUUACUUU